AUGGCGGUCCUAAGGUACAUUGCGAAGACGCGCCUCGAAGUCGGUGCUGAAGAAGGCACCAACGCAGCCAACGUCAAUGAGAGAGGGGGUGCGGCGAUCUUGAAGGAGGUGCAGCUCCCGGCGAAGCGGCAGAGGUUGGCCGUCCCGGUGCCGUGGGUGCUGAUGUUCCGGCAGCCGGCGCCGGUGCCGCGCGCGGAGCGAGAGGAGGACGUGGGUCCUGCGGAGUUCGUGGAACCCGAGGAGGCCGUGGAGCCCGAGGAGGGCGCGGAGCUAGAGAGGGCGUGGUGUCCCACGAUCGACGAACGCUGCUAG
Messenger RNA from Phytophthora nicotianae INRA-310, 312 nucleotides. RefSeq lists its product as hypothetical. The transcript is spliced from 2 exons. The coding region runs from base 1 to 312 and encodes 103 amino acids. Lineage: Eukaryota; Oomycota; Peronosporomycetes; Peronosporales; Peronosporaceae. The record is from RefSeq and is a predicted model, not a curated record.